This is a messenger RNA of Aspergillus glaucus CBS 516.65, 2838 nucleotides long. Its product is annotated as lipase/esterase family protein. The coding region runs from base 1 to 2838 and encodes 945 amino acids. The record is from RefSeq and is a predicted model, not a curated record. Lineage: Eukaryota; Fungi; Ascomycota; Eurotiomycetes; Eurotiales; Aspergillaceae. The transcript is spliced from 4 exons. Gene Ontology annotation, molecular function: hydrolase activity.
AUGCCAUUCAAGACCGUUGCAUUGAGUGCGGCCUUGACUCCUACUGUCAUUUCCACUUGGUUUUCCCACUACUUCCACCGCAAAUCCCUGCACAACACUCCCUCCGUCCACAUCUCCUACGAUGAAGGCAUUCAUGUCAUGCGCGAAUUCCUCGUCUUCGCGUCGAAAUACCCCGUCGAAGACCUCCAAGAAUUCUCCCGCCAAUGGGUUCCCAGUCCGCACUGGGUGAGGACCGAGCCUGCCAGCAUCUCCGAUAAGUACCUCGAUUCCGCGGCGAAAACGUUAAUUGCGCAACUCGGGCCGAAGGGGAUAAAAGAUAUCGGUGGAGAGGAGUGGUGGCAAUGGCGUGGGCCGGCUGAGGAUCUGAGAGGGGAGUGGAUUGAGAUGCGGGAUGAUUAUAAUGAAAGGAAGAAGGUUGGGGAGGAGAAACUUAAGGGGAGGAAUCGCAUUAUUCUGUAUGUGCAUGGGGGUGCAUACUUUUUCGGAAGUGUGGAUACGCAUCGGUAUCAGAUGCAGAGGCAUGCGAGGAAGUUGAAGGGGAGAUUUACAGCGCAAUAUCGUCUCUCUCCACAAUAUCCGUUCCCUUGCAGUUUACAGGACUGUUUGGCGUCGUAUCUUUGGCUUUUGAGCAUAUACGAGCCAAAGGAAAUCAUCUUUGCCGGUGAUUCUGCGGGUGGAGGAAUGGCGCUCUCCCUGCUUGUCACUAUUCGCGACCAGGGCUUGCCUCUCCCAGCCGGUGGAAUUCUGAUUUCUCCCUGGGUUGAUCUUACCCACUCCUUCCCUAGUAUCAUCGCAAAUAACCCAUUCGACUAUAUCCCUCCAUACGGCUUCAGACAUAAACCGUCCCAAGCAUGGCCGCCGCCCAACUCUGACGAAAUCCUCACCAUGAAGAAGGAAGUUCGCAAAGAUACCGAUGCGAAAAGCGGAACAGAAGAAGCAAUGCCAAAGCAGGAUAGCCAAGCACAAGAUACUGCGAAGAAAGGCUACACGUCGCGGGACAGCACUGGUGGUCAGGGACAUGCGUAUCCGGGCCAGCAGAAAGAUGAAGAAGGCGCCGAGAAGGAAGUAGCCGGCAGUGUCUCCAUCAACGUGGAUGGCAAAACUAUCGAAAUCAAGGACCAAAUCCACAUGUACACGACGAACCAGCUUCUGUCUCAUCCUCUCGUUUCUCCGGCUUUACAGCCGUCUCUUGGCGGUCUACCACCGCUGCUGGUCCUCACUGGAGGAGGUGAGAUGCUGCGCGAUGAGCAGAUCUAUUUUGCCCACAAGGCUGCGCAUCCUACCGCAUACCCACCUGGCGAUGUUUACCUCGACGAGUAUGAUCCGAAUGGGGAGACCUUGAGCAAGUACCCGCCUACAUGUGUCCAGCUGCAAGUUUGGGAUAAUCUUUGCCAUGUCGCGCCGACUCUCAGUUUCUCCCGUCCAGCAAAGUACAUGUUCCGUUCAAUUUCACAGUUUGGCGCGUGGGCGUUUGCUCAUGCGCAGAAUACGGAGAUUGAAAUUCUGGCCGACAAUGACCCUGCGAUUUCGUCCCCUGACGACCACACCUCGUCUUCAUCCGCAUCCUCGACAUCCGGAGAUACAGAGAAACAUGCACCGCGACACGCCGUAGGCUCCAUUGGCAAAGCUGGCGACCCCCUACCCGACUUCGAAAACCAUAUGAUCCGCCAACGAGUCGACAAACGUGGUCACGUCUACCCCCUUGACCCGCCAUCCUCGUUCGAAGCAUUGCAAAUUCCAGCAUCCCAAGUCGGCGCAUUCAACCCGGUACUCGUGAAGCGCUGGAUAGCCGCAAAGCAAGAAUGGGACGACAAAUUCGCCAAAGAGAAGCUGCGCGUGCAGAAACAGCGGAUGAGAGAAUUGUAUCAUCAAUUCCAGAACUUCAAGGAUGAGACGCCGCCACCAAGCUCGUUGGCCGCGAGACGGGAAGCGCCUGGUGUUCUGCCGCCGAGACGGGAGAGGAAGAGUUAUCUGAUGACGAUGUGGAGUUCUUGGGCUAGUAAGCAUGAUAAGCGGCUCGUCGGAAAGGCUGGGAAGGAAGGUGGUGGUAAUACGAAGAGUGUUGUCGAUACGGGACAGAUUCGUGCUUCUAGGGCGAGUUCAUCUUCAGAUGAGGGUGCGAAACCUGUUCCACCGGAGAAGUCCACUAAACCUGCCUCUGAUGUUCAGCCUACGGUUAACACCGGCCCCAAAGGCAUCAAAAUCGACGCCGACACAGCGAACAAAACCCUCGCCGAGCAGCGCAAACGCCCAACAAACGAGCUUAACAGAGACGAAUCCGGAUUAAGCCAACCAGGCUCCCCGAUGACCUACAAAUCCUCCCUCGACAGACCACUGGGUAGCCCACUCCUAGUCCUCCCAGACUACGACAACAAGAAAAACACCCCCACUGAAGAAAACGCAAGCACGCGCGCUCUCUUCCACGCAGCGGGAACUCUCCCGGCCUCUGCCUCUGAUACCUCCCUAUCAAGGAUAUCGAAGUCCCACCGUCCCACUUCCUCAUACACCGGCUCAAUCGCACCAACCGAAGACGCAAAUAGUACCAUCGCGGAUGAAAGGUCCCUCGCUGUCACCAACAAUACCGGCGGAGGUGCAACUUUCGAUAACGCAAGCACGAGGGCAUUGCUGAAUUCCACCGGCGUUGUCGGGGCUAUUCCUCUUGCAUCUGGCACUAGCUCUGCUCGGCAAUCGAUUGAUGCGCGCCGGUCCAUCGAUGCGCUCUCCCGUACGGCGAGUGAUAUCGAUGCUGUGUCGUUUGUGGGUGGUGCGGAUGAAGCUGCUAAUGGGCGUCCGAAGAUGCCGGAGAGGGAUGUUUUUAGGACUGCGGAUGAGUUCUAG